This is a messenger RNA of Corylus avellana, 774 nucleotides long. RefSeq lists its product as uncharacterized. Lineage: Eukaryota; Viridiplantae; Streptophyta; Magnoliopsida; Fagales; Betulaceae. The record is from RefSeq and is a predicted model, not a curated record.
UGGCAAUUCACAAAUCUCCUCUAUUUAUCUCCUUCCAACCAAUUAUCAUCAUCUAUCUCUCCCCUCCACCACCCCUUCUGCUACUUUUAGUAUGUUUUAUAUAUAUACAUAAAACAUACAUGACACACUCUUGCUGAAGAUCAGAGAUUAUAUAUAUAUAUAUAUAUAGGAUCAUGGGGGACUCUGCUCCUUCAUACAUACACCUGGUGCAGCACCUGAUAGAGAAGUGUCUGAUCUUCCAUAUGACUAAACAAGAGUGCAUGAAAGCCCUUUCAAAACAUGGAAAUAUCCAACCUGUCAUCACCUCCACUGUGUGGAAUGAACUGGAGAAAGAGAACAAGCGAUUCUUUGAGGCGUAUGCUCAAUCUCAUGAAAGCAAAGCAGACGACCAAAUGUUGGAGGAAGAGACAAUGCAAAUGAUCCAGAAGAUGAUUUCGGAUUCCUCGAAAGAUUCCGACGACUAAAGACAAAGGUACGUAUAUGUCAGAGUCGGACGUGUCACUCAUGUGGUCCCAACUGCCUACAUAUAAUAUCAAAGUAUACGUAUGUAAAGUCAGGGACUCAGGGAGUAUUUGGUUGUCCCCCCAAAUAAAUCGCAUGCACUGACCAAUCAGAAGAGGCCACGUUACUGUAUUAUAUAUCUACUGUCUAGGGUAAACAAAUCGGUAAUAAUUUUAUUUAGUUAACCGAACCAUUGCUUGUUAUUAUGAUGUGGUGUACGGUGUACAAUGGUUGGAUGUUAUCUGCUGUUUAAUUACAUGAAGCUCACUUUUU